Molecule: messenger RNA, 1134 nt
Organism: Alternaria hordeiaustralica
Lineage: Eukaryota; Fungi; Ascomycota; Dothideomycetes; Pleosporales; Pleosporaceae
Exons: 4
Coding region: 1-1134 (377 amino acids)
Molecular function (GO): protein binding
Source: RefSeq, a predicted model, not a curated record
AUGUCACCCGAUGAACGCCAGAAGGCUUUUGACGAUGCUGUGGCGUUCGUUUACAAAGCCUAUCCUCAAAUGGACGGAAGAGGUCAGCUGUACGAUCACUGGGCUGAAUGCAACUACUACCAACAGCAUGUGAUCAACCUCGCAGACAGUUUCAUGGAAGAACAUCGCGCUUCAAAGUCUUUCAGGGCAACAUGGAAAUUCUGCGAGCUCGUCAACCAAAGCCAGCGGUUCUUGUAUGAGACUAACCUCAUGAAUGACCUCAAGAAGCUAUGCGAAAUCAAUACAAUUGCGGUCGAUACGCUCGACGAAGCGGAUCGGCGCGACGAUUUGAAAGCAUCUGUGCUAUCUCAUCAGGCAAAUUUGUACGAAAGCAUCGGCAAAGUCGAUCAAGCUAUCGAAUGGAAUCAGCAAGCUUAUCAGAUCCGUCUGAACCAAAAGCCACCGAAGUACCACCUCAUUUCAAGCUUUGAGAAUAACCUGGGCUUCUGCUAUAAUACAGCAAAUAAGCAUGAUACUGCCUUCGAAUACUUCAAGAAAGCUGAAGCCACGUGGCACGGUCAAGGAUUACCCUGCCCAGUGGUCAUUCUCAAGAACAUGGCGAGAGGGUUACUCUACCUGAAGCGAUUGGAUGAGGCGAGGGCCUUGCUUAAAACUUGUAUCGACGGGUUUCGCAACGAGGAUACUCUCAACUGGGCCAUGGUAGCAUAUAGCGCAUAUUUCGCAUUAGGUCUCAUUGACCGACGUGAGGGGAAGUUCGAAUCUGCAGAAGCCACCUUCAUCGAAGCACAAAACCUGUGGCUGAAAGGCGAUUUGAAGGAAUUGCACCCAUUCAACGGUGCUUGCAUGUACAAAACGGGAGCUGUGUGCCUCGAUCAGGGCAAGGUGGAAGCAGCUAUAAAACACUUGCGCGACUCUAUCAAGGUCACCGAAAAGCACAUGAAGCUCAUGCCUGUCGAACACGCGCGCAGCUUGUUCAAGCUGUCGGAAGCGCUGACGCAGGAUCCUCAGUACGAGAGCGAGGCUGAAGGAUUCCGGGACAAGGCAGAGAAAAACUUGCGCGAGCGGGACCCCAGCGCCACGGAUUUCGGAUCGGAAGAGCCGUACGAUUUGCUGAUACCGAUUUUCUGGCGAUGA